This is a messenger RNA of Maniola jurtina (meadow brown), 1660 nucleotides long. RefSeq lists its product as uncharacterized. Gene Ontology annotation, molecular function: metalloendopeptidase activity. The coding region runs from base 13 to 1497 and encodes 494 amino acids. The transcript has 7 exons. The record is from RefSeq and is a predicted model, not a curated record. Lineage: Eukaryota; Metazoa; Arthropoda; Insecta; Lepidoptera; Nymphalidae. Gene Ontology annotation, biological process: proteolysis.
UUCACGAAAAUAAUGCUGUUUACAUCAGAGUUAGUUCUGUUUGUUAUUUUUCUCUUGUCUGCUUUUGCAUCACUCGAUCCUCCUAUGCAGCCUCUGAUAGAUGGAAGUAAAUUUGCUUUCAUAAGGGCUCCUUACGUGAAUACGAUUAAGAUACAGAAAGAUCUUGCACUGGAGAACGAUAUAAGUUCACGAUGGCCCAGCGGCAUCGUAAGAUAUUAUGUGGACAAACGAUCUUAUGAUGUUAUUUUCGAAACCUUAAUGAGAUCGCCUAUUCAUAUAGUACAGAGCAGUUCUUGUAUCGAAUUUAUGAGUAUGAAAGAGAAACCAUCGGAUAACACAACUUGGCUUCACAUCACUAAUCCAAAAAAAGUACGGGAAUGCAAUCAUGAGCCAAGGUUUAAGGAUACCGGAGAAAUCGAACUAGUUUUUGGAUAUGACUGUUUAAAGACCAAGGAAAUGCUGCAUACUCUACUCCACGGGAUCGGUAUCAAGGACGAAGUAACACAUCCCCAUCGGGAUAAAUACAUAAGGGUACUGUGGGAUAACAUCCAUCCUGCUCACCAACAUUUGUAUCGUAAACAAACAGAGAAAUCGUCUAAGACUCUGGUGGAAUACGAUCCCUUGAGCGUGAUGCAUUUUCAUGAUCGAGCUUUCAGCAGAAAUGGGCGCGCUACUAUAGCACCUUUGGAACCUGGUAUACUGAUUUCUCCUUCAGAUACGUUGUCCCAGCUUGACAAAAUGCGUUUACAGAUUUAUUUUGGCCAUGAAUGUAAUAAAAGGAAAGUGUCUAACUUAUUAAAGACCUGUAAAAACUCUUUGGGAGCAAAAAGAGGGGAACAGGCUGGUGAUAAUGGAAGACAAAACGCAGAUAGUGAUGACGUAGAUGAUGACUAUGAUGCUGAAAACAAUACAGCUGCAACAGAUAAUGACAAAAAUAAAAGCACACAGAAGCAGAUGACAGACGUAGAAGAUGAAGAAGAAAUCGAUUUAAAAGAAGAAGUGAAAAAUCAGGAAGAACAAGAUGUAUCAGAAAUUGAAGGACAAGUUGUAGAAGAUGAGGAUGUAGAUGAUCCAGAUGUUGAAGAAGAGGAAACACAAGCUACAGAUAGACAAAGGGCAGAAAAACAAGAUGCAGGGGAACAAAAUGCAGAAUGGCAAACAGCAGAAGGACAAAGUGCAGAGCAACAAAAUGAAGAGGAACCAACGAUAAACGGACAAAAUUCUGGCAUUGAAAAUGAAGGAAAUGAAGAUGGAGAAAGUACAAACAACAAAAAUAUCGUAGUAGAUGAAGAUAAUGAAAAAUCCACGAAAAGCACAAAUGAAAAUUCUGAUGAAAUGAAGUCAGUUAAGAAACAAUUGACAGAAAGUGCAUACGAAAGCGAUAUUACAGAACGUACGAGUAGUGAAAAAGAUUUGCAAUUUGAAAAUAAACAGGAUGCAGACUCAGAUGCAAAUAAUGUCUUACAAAAGAAUGAAAUCCGUAAACAAAAUAAAUAGUAGUGAAAUGGCAAAAGUGAAAUGAUUAGGAUUAUGAAAUUUUCGUCGGUAAAUAAAAAACAAUUUAAAAAAAAGAUGACGAAUGAUGAUCCUUAAAUUAAGCUUGUACUUGUGUAAGAUAGGGAAGGUCUUAAAUGGUAGAGAUAUAUAGAUUUUAAACUAU